This is a messenger RNA of Saitoella complicata NRRL Y-17804, 829 nucleotides long. RefSeq names its product ERP1 protein precursor. The transcript is spliced from 3 exons. The coding region runs from base 36 to 692 and encodes 218 amino acids. Gene Ontology annotation, cellular component: Golgi apparatus; endoplasmic reticulum-Golgi intermediate compartment; endoplasmic reticulum. The record is from RefSeq and is a predicted model, not a curated record. Gene Ontology annotation, biological process: Golgi organization; intracellular protein transport; endoplasmic reticulum to Golgi vesicle-mediated transport. Lineage: Eukaryota; Fungi; Ascomycota; Saitoellomycetes; Saitoellales; Saitoellaceae.
GAAAUCAACGGCAACAAUUGCAAUCAGAGGACAGGAUGCGAGGGUUUCUUUUGACCGUAGUGGCCUUUCUAUCAUUGGUCUCCUAUACCCAGGCACUUUACUUCUACCUUACUGGCAAUGAGCAAAAGUGCUUCUUCGAGGACCUGCCAAAAGACACGAUUGUCGUCGGGAAAUACCGUGUAGAAGAGUUGAUAGAGCAGACCAACUCUUGGGCAACCCCCUCUGACCUCGGGCUCUCCCUGACCGUCGACGAACUCGGUCCCAAUGACGCCAACCCCCACCGUAUCGUGUCCCAGCACUCGAUGGGUUCAUCCUUCACCUUCACCGCCGCCUCUUCAUCGGCUCACAAGAUCUGUGUAUCUACUCGCAAGACCGGUGGAUGGUUCUCCAGCUCGAAGGUCAGGCUUCACUUGGAUUUGGCGUUGGGCGAGACUGGUGAAUUGGAGAAGAAGGGCAAGGAGCACCUCGAGGGCAUUGCCGGUCGUGUCAGGGAGUUGAAGAACCGUGUCAACGAUGUCCGAAGGGAGCAGGUCUUCCAGAGGGAACGCGAAGCCGAGUUCCGUGAUCUCUCGGAAAGCGUGAAUGCUCACAUCGCACGUUGGACCGUCGCCCAGAUCAUUGUAUUGAGUGCUACAGGUGCUUGGCAGUUGAUGCACUUGCGUGGGUUCUUCCAGAAGCAAAAGUUGGUGUAGACUUGCCUCCUCCAAGGGGUAUAUGCUGCUUUUCAAGAUACCAACACGAUCAUCUUACACGCCAAUUACACAGCAGUCCAUGUCACUGUCACUACUACCCGUACACCCUUGACCUCGUUGUAAUCAUACGUCCACAG